UUUCCGUGGUAAUCGCACAGAACACAUAAAACGUGGGUGGCAUUAUUGAUCAAAAAAAUAAUUUUUCCUCUCGUGGCGGAAAACAUCAUGCGCACUUGCUGCGUGUAUUUUCCGUAUAGCCAGUAAGAAAUCUGCUUUUGCUCGGAAAGCGUUUAAUAUUCCGAACCCCAUGGAAAUUUCCGACAUGUCCGAAUUUAACGAGCGCAUUUGUGGUACUAAAAGAACACAACGAGUUAAAUCCCGCCACGCCGGGAGAGGGUGUGCACGAGUAUUUUCCCGUCGAGUCUUUUCUCAUUGAGCGCGGGACGGAUUUCUCGCCACGCGUCCGUUCACUUGGAAAGGACGCCGAGAAUCAACGGACAAAAUGGAAGUCGGAGCGACGUCUGCGCAUGCAGAUAACGCCGCAGACAUCACACGGGCCGUCAUCGUGAUUUACGCCUCGACCGGCGUCGGAGGCGCAGGUGGCGGAUUAAUAACCGGUCAUAAAGAGGAAGAAGAGGAGGGGGCGUAAAAUGGAGAGGAGAUAAAGCCCGAGCGGGGAUGAUGAGCUCGCCACUGCGUCCACAGUCCUUCUCGGCCCGGCCCAGCCCCAGCAGGCAUGCUGUGGAGCGGGACCACGAGCAGCUAGCCAUCCGGAGACUGUCCUCCCCGCGUAGCCUCAACCUCCUCACGCCGCCGCCGUACCCUCGCCGCGCCUCCGCCAUCCCUGGCUACCUGCUCCCCCCCUACCAAGAGCAGGAGGACCACCACCUCCUCUACCAGCCGUGUCGCCGCCUCUCCUCGCCUCCCGAAAUAUCCCAGGUCCCGCCCCCUGCUCCUCUGCCCGCCGUGGCUGCCCCUCGUCGCCGCCCGGUGGGCGUCAUGCACCUCCUCCGUCUGGGUCUUCUCGCCUUCAGCUGCCUCUUUUGGGCGGCCGGCUUGGCUCUCUUCACCUUGGGCGUGUGGGCGCAGAUUUCCCUGGCCGACUUCAUGCUGCUGUCCGCCAACCGCUACCCCAACGCGCCCGUCAUUCUGCUGGUCACCGGCGCGGCCGUCACCGUCUGGGGCUUCCUGGGUUGUCUCGGGGUGACGGCCAACCUCCCGUACGUUCUGAGGGCGUACGGCUUCUUCCAGCUGGCGGCGCUGGUGGCGGGUUUGUCCGGCGGACUCUGCGGUCUCUUCUACCGGGAGGACAUCGCCGGGGGGUUUCGUAGCGGCCUCCAGCGAGCCGUGGCCGGAUACACCGAGGACGAAGGCCGUGCCGACGCGCUAGAUAGCCUACAGAGGGCGCUGCGUUGCUGCGGGGCCGAAGGAUGGCGCGACUGGCUGACGUCGGACUGGGCCUUCCAGCAUAUGACCUUCCUGCCCAACGAGAACGCCUCCGUGGGGUCUUUGCCGGACAGUUGCUGCACGCGGCGCAAAGGCUGCAGGAACAGGCCGCUGCCCUCGGAGGACAACGAGGGCGUGGUCGCCGCCGGCAUCCACCCCCACGGAUGCUUCCGCAAAGUCUUCAGCUUGGUCAACGACAACGUGUUCCACAUCGCCGCCACCGUGCUCGGAUUGGCCUUCACCCAAAUCGGCGGCAUCGCUUUGGCGUGUCUCUUAGCUAACAGGCUAGCGCCGCGGCAACGGCAACGCGUUGUGGCAAAUUAAUACAAAUUGGUUUUGUGUUGUUGUGGUGUCGUUGAAAGCAUGAGUAACGUUUUACAUUCGUGAAAAAGAUGUCAGCCAAGUGGCGUGGUCAAGUGAUAUGUUGAGUUGGAGCUAAGUUUAGCCUGGGUUAUUACGGCGAGUCUUUGGUGCAUGUGCAUGGAUACACAGCAAUUCAGAUGCUUUUCUUUUUUUAAAUCAAAUCUUAUUUGGUCUAAAGAGUCAUUUGAAAAAAUAAAUUGGGGGUUCAUUGAUGACAAAAAUAAUUUAACGUCACGUUCGGUGCUAAAGCUGCGAUGUGAAAUGUUUACGGGUCUGUCUUGAAUGUCGUCUGUCGUCAUUUUUCUAUCAUGUAUCCACACAACAAUAAAGCACGGAUGAAUGUU
Molecule: messenger RNA, 2015 nt
Organism: Syngnathus typhle (broad-nosed pipefish)
Lineage: Eukaryota; Metazoa; Chordata; Actinopteri; Syngnathiformes; Syngnathidae
Product: tetraspanin-7-like
Exons: 1
Coding region: 541-1632 (363 amino acids)
Cellular component (GO): membrane
Source: RefSeq, a predicted model, not a curated record